CCCAGUUCCUCGUCUCAGCAGCACACCCCCUUCCCAAGGAUACAAGCCCGGCCCCUUUUUGUACACCAGGUGCUCUCACCUGGCUCGCUGCGACAACUGGCGACGACAGCGUUCCGUCUUUGGUGGGAACCUUGCUCCUGGGCGUCUGCUUUGGGACAGCGUCUCGUACGCUCUGGCCUAAUGAAGCAUUAAUCACAAGGGACUCUCGUCCCAAAGUGAGCAUCAGGGCAGAGCCAAGACAGGAGUACGCCCCCUCUCCCCAGCCCGGCUUGUGACUCUGUUCUGAAUCCGUGGGCGUGCAUGACACAUGUCAUGACUUGACAUCGGCGGCAAACCCCUAUUCCGUCGACUGCCCGCCCGCCUUCUGUGAUCGAAGUCAUGCACCGCAGAGUCAAGGUGCUAGCACUCUCAAUGAGCCGGCCAUGGAGCGUAGAGGGCAUCCAGGCAAGCACCCGCUCACGACGCAGCAUGACAAAAAGUGCCAGGCCAUACCAUACCAUUGUAAGGACAGGAAAGAUGCUUGUGACAAUCUGGCAAUCAUCUACCGGCCUGGCCCUGCCCUGUGGACCUUCUGGCGGCUGCCUGGCCCUCGAUGUCUCCUCCACCACGGGUACUACCUCCCCCAUGAUCGGUGGCCAGGAAGAGCAACAAGUUCAGCAGCAAGGACUGGCAAGUGGCGGUGAUGGUGGUGAGCCACAUGCCAAACGGCCGCUUGGGCUUCGCAUGACAGGCCCAAUCAAGGCCCCCCAGGGUCGCUCUUGUUACUUACUGGUGGCAUUAUCGCCACUGGGGCAGCUGAGGCUCGUGCAAGCCUUGAAUGUGCGCACCCUAAUAUCUCGACGCUCGUUUUUGAGGUACUUUUAA
Molecule: messenger RNA, 864 nt
Organism: Microdochium trichocladiopsis
Lineage: Eukaryota; Fungi; Ascomycota; Sordariomycetes; Xylariales; Microdochiaceae
Exons: 4
Coding region: 379-864 (161 amino acids)
Source: RefSeq, a predicted model, not a curated record